Molecule: messenger RNA, 407 nt
Organism: Mollisia scopiformis
Lineage: Eukaryota; Fungi; Ascomycota; Leotiomycetes; Helotiales; Mollisiaceae
Exons: 1
Coding region: 25-297 (90 amino acids)
Source: RefSeq, a predicted model, not a curated record
AACAGCAAAAAGAAUCAACUCAACAUGGAGAUCAAUCUCGAGACCAUCAUCUUCACCGCAGUCUUCGCCGCGCUGAUCACAUGGACCCUGGCGCAACCUGACAUGAUCAUCACUGCAAAUCCGACCAGAGUCUUGGAAGCUGAACAAGCCAAUGCUAUUCGCAAACAGACUCUCCGCUUCUACGCCCUUCCGAUUCUGGUCUUCCUCUUAGCCAUGGUGGCUGUUGGACUAUGGCAAUUCUGUACUUCGGUUCCGACCAUCGAUCCUUAUUAUGUUUCUCGACUGGGAAGGCACUAGGAGGGUUGAUGGAUGGACUUCUGGAUGUCUUGGUAUUAGGUUGGGGCUCAACUGGUGGGAAUCAAAUGGGGAAGGGCAAUAUGGGAACUGACCAAGGAGUCAUUCAUGGC